Messenger RNA from Adineta steineri, 1173 nucleotides. Lineage: Eukaryota; Metazoa; Rotifera; Eurotatoria; Adinetida; Adinetidae. The record is from the annotation of a GenBank genome assembly.
AUGAACUGUAGAACAGCUCACUUACUUGAUUUAUCUGACGAAAUAUUACUUAUUAUUUUAAAAAAACUUGAUUCCGUUGAUGUUCUUUAUUCAUUAUUCAAUGUUAAUAAUCGACUCGAUCAAAUGGCAAGAAGUGUUAACAAUACGAAAUUCUUAAACUUUUCAAAUAAUAAUGUUCAACUUAAUCGAUUUUGUUGUGAAAUAUUACCUCAAAUACAUCAUAACAUUGUAGUACUUACUCUUGAAAUAUUUUCUAUGGAACGUAUUCUUCUUGCCUGCGAAUAUCCUAAUCUUACUGUUAUUGUUUUAACUAAUUUUUUGCCAGGUAUUCUUUUACAAUAUUUAACAGAAUUCUCAUUAACUAGCUAUUUACACACAUACGUUUAUGAUUGUCGAAUAUUAUCACUUCUUCGUCGAAUGCCAAAUUUAGAAACUCUUACUCUAGGUCUCGAUAUAGUACGAUUAUCUGUUAUUGAUGGUUUACAUCUUAAUGAAAAACUUCUUAUUCAUAUGAAAUAUUUAAACAAGUUUAUAUUCCAUAUUUGUACUGUUUUAAGAACUUCUCAAACGAAUAAUUUCUUAGCAGCGAAUGAUAUUAAAAAUACAUUUCUUAAUUGGAAAUAUUCUUCAGUUAAUUGUUGUAUCGACCAUUUUUCGGACGGAUAUAGUUAUUGUCAUAUUUAUUCGACACCAUUUCAGAUGACUCAUUUUACGUGUCUUUCAAACAGUUUUCAUGGUCAAGACUUCUUAUAUGUUACUAAUUUAUGGUUAUUUGAUAGACGGCCAUUUGAACAUGAUUUUUUCGAAUGGCUAUCUCAAGCAUGUCCAUCACUCAAACAUUUACUCAUUGACAAUUUAACACCACAGGCAAAUAAACGUCAAGCUACAAUAAUUGAUGAUAAAGAAAUCUUCUCAAAAAUUUCAUAUUUACAUUUAUUUAAACUUAACCUUGAUGAUGCACAUAUUGAUUAUGUUGAUCAAUUUCUAUGUUAUACAAAUACAUAUUUACCAACUCUUCACAUACUUAUAAUACAAUAUGAUAAAUUAGUUGCUGUCACAGAUAAUUUUACAAAUGAUGCAAAACAAAUUAAUUGUAGUCAAAUCAAACAAAUCGUAUUUGAUCAAUCGCUUGUCUUAACGAAAGAUUUUUAUGAUUAUUUUCCUUGUUUAUAA